Molecule: messenger RNA, 3326 nt
Organism: Ziziphus jujuba (common jujube)
Lineage: Eukaryota; Viridiplantae; Streptophyta; Magnoliopsida; Rosales; Rhamnaceae
Product: putative pentatricopeptide repeat-containing protein At5g59900
Exons: 1
Coding region: 217-2940 (907 amino acids)
Molecular function (GO): protein binding
Source: RefSeq, a predicted model, not a curated record
GGAAGUAGCAUGUAUACAAGCGCUGAAUCUGGGGCAAUCCAACCCACACAAUUUCAACCCGACCCGGUUAUACAAUCUGGGUUCGAGCCAUUUCCCGUACGCAGAGCUUACUCUCUCUACGACUGUAAACUCCAUCGCCUCAGAGAUUCCAUUGCUUCAAGCUGCAAUCUUUUGCAGUAUGUGGAUAAAGUCUAGCCAAUUCGUUACAAACCCAAGAUGAAGCUCACUCUUCCUCGUCGUCCUUUUGGGAGCCAUAGCUUCAACCGGUUGCACAGAAAUCUGUGCGCCUCAAGGAAACCCAUCUCCACAGAUAAUGACGAAAACGAUUCCCAUUUCGUUUCCCUCCUCAACGACGUCGUACGAGGGGAGCAGAACUGGGAAGCAUUCUUCAACAAAAACACCUUCAUUUCCAGCAGGUUGAAUUCCCGCCACGUCGAGGAGGUUCUGAUCCGCAACAUCGGCGAUUCGAGGCGAGCAUUCAGAUUCUUCAAUUUCUUAGGGCUUCACAAAAGCUUCGACCACUCGACGGCGUCGUUUUGCAUCCUCAUCCACGCUCUGGCCCAGUCCGGCUACUCCUGGCCCGCCUCUUCGCUCUUGCAAACCCUCCUCCACCGUGGUGGGUUUACCCCCAACGAAGCGUUUGAUUGCUUGCUGAAUUCUUUCAAGAAAUACGGCUUUUCUUCGAUCUCGGGUUUCGAUCUGCUGGUUCAGAAUUACGUGCGGAGCAAUAAAGUCUUGGAUGGUGUAGUGGUUGCGAGGCUUAUGAAGGAACGGGGAUUGUUGCCAGGGGUUAGAACUUUCAGUGCCCUGUUGAAUGGGCUUGUGAGGUACAGGAAAUUCUAUACUGUUCUUCAACUGUUUGAUGAGUUUGUGAAUGCUGGUAUUCGGCCUAAUGUUUAUGUAUACACUACGGUGGUUCGGAGCUUGUGUGAAUUGAAGGAUUUUGGUAAAGCUAUGGAAGUUAUCAAGAAGGCUGAAGCAAUUGGAUGCGAGUUAAGGAUUUUCACAUUUAAUGAGCUGAUUCGCGGACUCUGCAGGAGCAGUAGAGCUUCAGAGGCUGUCGAAAUCAAGCAUUUGUUGGAGCUUAAGGGAUUGAAAGCCGAUAUGGAUACCUAUUGUAAUUUGGUACGUGGGUUUUGCAGAGUGCAAGAGUUUGAAGUUGGUGUUGAGCUAAUGAAUGAAAUGCUGGAGCUGGGAUUGGUUCCCGUUGAGGCGGCUCUAACGGAUCUCGUAGAGGGAUUGAGGAGGAAGGGGAGGAUUUUAGAUGCUUUUGAUUUAGUAAAUAAAGUGAGAGCAGUUGGGGUGGUGCCUAGUUUGUUUGUUUAUAACUCGUUGAUCAAUUCUUUGUGUAAACAUGGGAAAUUGGAUAAAGCAGUAUCACUUUUUAAUCACAUGGAUGCAAAGGGUUUGUAUCCCAAUGAUGUAACUUAUUCUAUUAUGAUCGAUUCUUUCUGCAAAAGAGGGGAACUGGAUGUUGCUUUGUGUUAUUUUAAUCGAAUGACCGAAUCUGGGAUAAGAGUAACUGUGUGUCCAUACAAUACUUUGAUAGAUGGACAAUGCAAGUUUGGGAGUUUGAAUGCUGCAGAGUCUGUGUUCAAUAACAUGAUUGAUAAAGGAUUGGUGCCAACUGUUGCAACCUAUACAUCAUUGAUAGAUGGAUACUGCAAAGCUGGAGAACUGCCCAAGGCAUUCAGGCUGUACCAUGAGAUGACAGGGAAGGGUAUUGCUCCGAACGUUCGCACUUUUAGUGCGCUUAUUCAUGGUCUUUGUAGCGCAAAUAGGAUGGCUGAAGCAAGUAAUCUGUUUGAUGAUAUGAUGAGAAGGAAUGUUAUGCCUAAUGAGGUGGCUUAUAAUAUUAUGAUAGAGGGGUACUGUAAGGAGGGAAACACAACGAGAGCCUUUGAAUUGUAUGAUGAAAUGGUAGAGAAGGGUCUUACACCAGAUACAUAUACUUACAGACCUUUAAUAAGCGGGUUAUGUUCCACUGGUAGAGUUUCAGAAGCCAAAGAGUUUGUAGAUGACCUCCAUAAGGAGAAUUGUAAAUUAAAUGAGAUGUGUUAUAGUGAACUCUUACGUGGUUUUUGCAAAGAAGGGAGACUAAAGGAUGCAAUAAUUUGUUGUCGUGAGAUGGUUGAAAGAGGAGUAGAGAUGGAUUUGGUUUGUUAUGGUGUACUUAUUAAUGGAACACUGAAGUAUCAGGAUACGAAAGGAUUAUUUGCCCUGUUGAAAGGGAUGCAUGAUCGAGGGUUGAAGCCUGAUAAUGUAAUAUAUACAAGUAUGAUUGAUGCAUAUGGAAAAUCAGGAAAUCUUAAGGAGGCACUUGGAGUUUGGGAUAUAAUGGUUGGUGAAGGAUGCAAUCCUAACGUUGUAACAUAUACUGCCUUGAUUUUUGGAUUAUGCAAGGCAGGGUAUAUGCAUGAAGCUGAGCUUCUUUGUAAGGAGAUGCUGGUUAGUAGUACUCUACCCAAUCAGAUAACAUAUGGUUGUUUCUUAGACCACCUUAGCAAUGAAGAAAAUAUGGAUAAAGCUCUACAGUUGCAUAAUGCCAUGCUUAUAGGGCUUUCAGCCAAUACUGUAACAUAUAAUAUACUAAUUCGGGGGUUUUGCAGAAUGGGUAGGUUUCAGGAGGCUUCUGAGCUCAUGGUUGGAAUGACAAAUAAUGGUAUCUUUCCAGAUUGUAUCACCUAUUCAACAUUUAUUUAUGAGUACUCAAGAAGGGGGCAUUUGCAGGAAGCUGUUAAGUUGUGGGAUGCUAUGCUAGAUAGGGGCCUGAAGCCUGAUACCCUUGCAUAUAAUUGUUUGAUACAUGGUUGCUGUAUCAGUGGAGAACUAACCAAGGCUUUUGAAUUGCGUGAUGACAUGAUGAAAAGAGGGUUGAAGACAAACCAAUUUACGUAUAAGUCUCUCAUUCACGGAACUUGCCUGAAAAGUUCAGUUUAGUCUGCCAGCAUCAAGGCAUGCUUGAAGAAUUGACUAGACAUUUGUAUUAUGUGUUUCAAGAGAAAUCUAGAUACAGUUUCUGUGACCUUCAAAUUCUGAAUCAAUACAGUUGCAUAGCCUCGUUGAACCAUGAUGGUGGAAAUUGUUCCUUCAUCUUAAACACAAGUGCUGACUACUGUGUGAUUGCAAAAGUAGGAGGUCUGAAAUGCUUAACUGUGCAUUAGCAAGGCACAAAGAAACAAUAAGCCCCUAAAUAUUGAUCUUUCCAUUGGGGUGAUAGAUUUUAUGCUCACAUUUUUUUCCCUGCUCAUACAUAUAUAUUUGUAAGUAGCCUUAAGUGAAAAUGAAAUUGGUGAAGCUGAUUUGGCCAGUAAGUCUUUCCAUUA